Molecule: messenger RNA, 3196 nt
Organism: Bactrocera tryoni
Lineage: Eukaryota; Metazoa; Arthropoda; Insecta; Diptera; Tephritidae
Product: flocculation protein FLO11-like
Exons: 1
Coding region: 22-3144 (1040 amino acids)
Cellular component (GO): extracellular region
Molecular function (GO): chitin binding
Source: RefSeq, a predicted model, not a curated record
UAAACGAAACAUAUUUACGAGAUGAAAUUGCAAAUAUUUGCAAUAAUUGCGGCGCUUGCCGCCGUUAAUGGUGGGAUUCUUCAGAAUCCAUGCACGCAAUCCGGGUACUUUGCGUUCAUCGAUAAUAUGCCAACGUUUUAUAGUUGCUCUUUGAAUGAUGACGGUUCGUACGCGAUUCAAUAUUUAUCCUGCUCAAAUGGAUACGUUUUCAGUCAAAGCGCUGGUAAUUGUGUUUUAAAAGAUCAAGCAAACGUUGUCGAUACUACAGUUUCCUCAACAAGCACUACUGAAGUGCCCUUAACAAGUACUGCCGCAGCUACAAGUACUACACGUGGAGAGCCAGUUACAACUGGAGAACCUUCAAGUUCGGAGGUACCCAUUGUUUCGAGCACACAAGAUGUACCAGUAUCUACAACUCUAAAAUCCACCGAAAAACCAAUUACCACCACUGUACAACCCUACACUAAUGAAGUAGUAAGUACCACAAUUGAAGAACCGCGCACUACUCAAGAGUCGACAAGUACGGAUAAGCCUGACGAGAAUUUGACCAUUGCUGAUGGACCUACUGCGGUUACAGAAGAAACAACGUUAGCAACAGAAACUACACAAGCCACAAGAACUACUGAAGAAUCAAUCGUUACCGAAGAUCCAACAGAAAGCACUUCAUCCAUUCCAAGUGUCACAACUUUAACACCAGAAUCUACUGCAGUGCCAGAUGCACCAAGCACUACUGAAGAAACAACUGUUACUGGAGAUAAGACCACAACGGAAGGAUCAGAUACUACAGCAGCACCCGAGGAAAAUGAAACAACUGUAAUUACAGAAUCCACCGAUGUUCCAGAUGCACCAAGCACUACUGAAGACCCUGCAGACAAUACUACAACAGAAGGAUCAGGUAGCACAGAAGCACCCGAGGAAAAAGAGACAACGGUAACUACAGAAUCUAAUGAACUUCCAGAAGAACGAAGUACUACUGAAGAACCUGAAGAUAGUACCACAACGGAAGGAUCAGGUAGCACAGAAGAGCCCGAAGAAAAUGAGACAACUGUAGCUACAGAAUCUACUGAUGUUCCAGAGGCACCAAGUACUACUGAGGAGCCUGAAGAUAAUACCACAACAGAAGGAUCAGGUUCUACAGAAGCACCCGAGGAAAGUGAGACAACUGUAAUUACAGAAUCUACCGAUGUUCCAGAUGCACCAAGCAGUACCGAAGAACCUGCCGACAAUACCACAACAGAAGGAUCAGAUAGCACAGAAGCACCCGAGGAAAAUGAGACAACUGUAACUACAGAAUCUAAUGAACUUCCAGGAGAACCAAGUACUACUGAAGAACCUGAAGACAGUACCACAACGGAAGGAUCAGGUAGCACAGAAGAGCCUGAAGAAAAUGAGACAACUGUGGCUACAGAAUCUACUGUUAUUCCGGAGGAACCAGGUACUACAGAAGGUAAUACCACAACAGAAGAGCCCGAAGAAAAUGAGACAACUGUAGGUACAGAAUCUACUGAUGUUCCAGAGGAACCAAGUACUACUGAAGAACCUGAAGAUAAUACCACAACAGAAGAUCCCGAAGAAAAUGAGACAACUGUGGCUACAGAAUCUACUGAUAUUCCAGAGGAACCAAGUACUACUACAGAGUCUAAUGAACUUCCUGAAGAACCAAGUACUCCUGAAGAACCUGAAGACAAUACCACAACAGAAGAUCCCGAAGAAAAUGAGACAACUGUAGGUACAGAAUCUACUGAUGUUCCAGAGGAACCAAGUACUACUGAAGAACCUGAAGAUAAUACCACAACGGAAGGAUCAGGUAGCACAGAGGCACCCGAAGAAAAUGAGACAACUGUAACUACCGAAUCUACUGAAGUUCCAGAGGCACCAAGUACUACUAAGGAGCCUGAAGAUAAUACCACGACAGAAGAACCCGAAGAAAAUGAGACAACUGUGGCUACAGAAUCUACUGAUAUUCCAGAGGAACCAAGUACUACUACAGAGUCUAAUGAACUUCCAGAAGAACCAAGUACUACUGAAGAACCUGAAGACAAUACCACAACAGAAGAUCCCGAAGAAAAGGAGACAACUGUGGCUACAGAAUCUACUGAUGUUCCAGCGGAACCAAGUACUACUGAAGAACCUGAAGACAAUACCACAACGGAAGGAUCAGAUAGCACAGAAGCACCCGAGGGAAAUGAGACAACUGUAGCUACUGAACCUACUGAAGUCCCAGAGGCACCAAGUACUACUGAAGAACCUGAAGACAAUACCACAACGGAAGGAUCAGAUAGCACAGAAGCACCCGAGGAAAAUGAGACAACUGUAGCUACCACAAAUGAAGGUGAAAUUACAAAAGCACCAGAAGUCCCUUCCACAGAAAUUCCAGAACAGCCAGAAACGACAGGCGCGCCCAGCAGCACUGGUGCACCAACCACAAAGGAACCUGAGAUAACAGAAGGAUCACCAAGUACUGAAGCCAGCACCACAGAAGUAUCGCAAACUACUACUACUCAAGGUCCAGCUACAACAAAAGAACCAGAAACCAGUGAAGUACCACCAAGACCCAGUGGUAAACCACCCCAUGUGUCGUCUACCACACCAGCGCCAGUUACAACCAACUCACCUAGGACCACAGUAAAACAACCGCCUAAACGCACAAGCACGGUUACUACGAAAGCGCCCACAACACCUAGAAAACCACCACCAGAACACUUAAAAUGCCCCUAUGAAGGCUUCUUCCCAAGUGAAGACGGUUGCAAAAAGUUUGCCUACUGUGCCAAAUUUUUCGGUAAAAUGAAGCAGUAUGAUUUGAAGUGUCCCCGCGGACAAAAAUUCAAUAGGAACACACUCUAUUGUGAUCCAGAAAUCGAUUGUGAAAACAGUGAUGAAAGCAGCAGUGAAGUAGCUCCUAUUGAGCACCACAAACCGUUCACCUGCUUAGUGGAGGGUACCUUCGCCCAUAAGAAUGAUUGUACCAAAUACUAUACCUGCGAGUGGAGUACGAAACAUCGCAAUUUCCUUCAGUUACCCAGCGCUUGUCCGAGCGGUGAGGUCUUCCGUCUAGAGUCUGGCUCAUGCGGUCGUGAGCGCCGACUGACUUGUUUCUUACGGCCAAACGGUUCCAAAUACUACGAUCACGAAUCGUCCAAAUGAGUCUAAUGCGAGAGACCGCACUUCGUGCACUCGUAUUUAUGUAUAAGUAAUG